AUGGGAGAUGAAAGUUCAAAGAAAACUAAGCUCUCGUGGUCGAAGAAAAUGGUGAGGAAGUUUUUUAAUAUCAAGUGCAAAUGUGAAGAUUCUCGAGAUGAUGACGUUGUUUGUGGAGGAAGUGAGGUUGAAUAUGGAAGCAGGAAUAGCUUUUCUGAGAGAGAGCCAUGCACAAUCAAAAAGAGCAAAACAGAGAAGUUUAGUAGGAACAGCAGUCAGGUUAGACGAGGAAGAAUGAAUCUCGAUCAUCCUCGAAUUAUAGAUGUGCAGAACUAUAGCAUUUUUGUAGCUACAUGGAAUGUAGCUGGAAGAUCCCCACCAAGUAAUUUGAAUGUAGAUGAUUGGCUUCAUUCUUCACCACCAGCUGACAUUUAUGUUCUUGGAUUUCAAGAGGUAGUUCCAUUGAAUGCUGGUAAUAUCCUAGGGGCAGAGGACAAUGGCCCUGCCAAAAAAUGGCUGGCUCUUAUCAGAAAGACUUUAAACAAUCUUCCUGGAACAAGUGGAAGUAGUGGAUGUUAUACACCAUCUCCAAUUCCUCAGCCAGUUGUAGAGCUGAACGCAGAUUUCGAGGGAUCAGCUAGGCAGAAGAAUUCGUCUUUCUUCCACAGACGAUCUUUCCAAACGGCUUCUAGUGGUUGGGGAAUGGACAAUGAUCCUUCAAAUGUUCAGCCGCAGGUAGAUAGAAGAUACAGUGUAUGCGACCGUGUAAUUUUCGGUAACAGGCCUAGUGAUUUUGAUCCUAGUUUAAGAUGGGGUUAUAGGCCUAGUGAUUAUUCAAGGGCAAGUGACUACUCGAGACCGAGUGAUUAUUCAAGAUGGGGUUCCUCUGAUGAUGAUAAUGGCCUUGUGGAUUCACCGAGUACAGUCUUAUUUUCACCAAUGUCAACUAAUUGUGGAUCUGCCUCUAAUGAAGAUGGAUAUAGCAUGCCGGGACAUUCAAGGUACUGCCUUGUUGCAAGUAAGCAAAUGGUGGGAAUUUACCUUACCGUAUGGGUAAAAGGUGAACUCAAAGAUCAUGUUCGAAACAUGAAAGUAUCGUGUGUUGGCAGAGGAUUGAUGGGUUAUCUUGGAAAUAAGGGAUCCAUCUCAAUUAGUAUGUCUGUCCAUGAAACAAGCUUUUGCUUUAUAUGUAGUCAUUUAACCUCAGGACAGAAAGAGGGUGAUGAACUAAGAAGAAAUUCUGAUGUAUUGGAAAUUCUUAAAAAGACUAGGUUUCCUCGUGUUCAUGGCGUGGACAACGAGAAAUCUCCUCAGACAAUCCUUGAGCAUGAUCGAAUUAUAUGGCUUGGAGAUUUGAAUUAUCGGAUCGCUCUCUCAUACCGUUCUGCGAAGGCACUUGUUGAGAUGCAAAACUGGAGAGCAUUGUUAGAAAAUGAUCAAUUGCGAAUAGAGCAAAAAAGAGGUCGCGCAUUUGUGGGAUGGAACGAAGGGAAGAUAUAUUUUCCUCCAACAUAUAAGUAUUCAACUAAUUCAGAUCGAUACUCGGGAGAUGAUAUGCACCCCAAGGAGAAAAGGAGAACACCUGCAUGGUGUGACCGUAUUUUAUGGUACGGAGAAGGUCUCCAUCAGUUAUCUUAUGUUCGCGGGGAAUCAAGAUUCUCAGACCAUAGACCAGUUUAUGGCAUAUUUUGGGCUGAGGUUGAGUCAACUCAUGGAAAAUUGAAGAAAAGUAUGAGUUGUUCUGGUUCCAGAAUUGAGGUGGAUGAACUUAUGCCAUAUUCCGGGGGAUAUACUGAGCUAAACUUUUUCUAA
This is a messenger RNA of Lathyrus sativus (Indian pea), 1752 nucleotides long. Lineage: Eukaryota; Viridiplantae; Streptophyta; Magnoliopsida; Fabales; Fabaceae. The record is from the annotation of a GenBank genome assembly.